CCCUUCAGUGCGCCCACGGGAUUAAAUCUCUUUUGUAUUUGUUUACAUUCGCUACGGUUUUAGAGUGAGAUAACGUAAAAUAUCUCACCUAUCUAGGUGUUUUGGAUUGAGGAGGUAUCUUUAUCUGACCACCGGUUUACGGUCAGUUCAGCAGCACCGGGUCGGGGUCUCCGGAGGGUGGAUAGGUAGCCGGGAUAUCUCCUCCCCUUGGUUUGUUAUCAGUAAUUCAACUUCGCCAUGUUUGGGUGUGUCCUUCUAAUCCUGGCUAUACUUGUGCUCGUCGUCUGCUUUUGGCAACGCAUUCGGAGACUUCCGCUUCCGUACUACGAGGGACGUCACGUGGUUAUAACCGGAUGUGACACCGGAUUUGGAAAUAUGCUUGCAAAAGAGUUGGAUUCGAAAGGAUUUUCUGUGUUUGCAGGGUGCUUAACUAAUAAUGGAGAGGAGAAUUUAAAGAAAUCGUGUUCACAAAAACUAAAAACUUUUCCUUUAGAUGUUUCUGAUAAUGAGAGCAUUAAGAAGAUGCUGAAAUUCGUUACGUCACAUUUACCUAAAGAUGCAGGUAUAUGGUGCCUCGUUAACAAUGCUGGGAUCGCAGGCAGUGUUGGCCCCACCGACUGGCUUACAAGAAGUGAUUAUGAAAAAGUCAUGGCCGUAAAUCUUUAUGGAAUGGUGGAAAUGACCAAUGCAUUUUUGCCUUUAAUAAGAAAAGAAAAAGGGCGCAUCGUCAAUAUGACCAGUAUUUGUGGCAGAAUAACUCUAGCGCCGACGCCAUAUUGCGCAUCAAAAUUUGCAGCAGAAGCCUACUCCGACUGCUUAAGGAGAGACCUUUAUAGAGAAGGGGUCACUGUUCACAUCAUCGAACCAGGUUAUUUUGCCACCAAUAUCACAAGUCCUAAAACAGUGACAUCAGCAUUUCGGUCAGCUUAUGAAAAAUGUAACCCGGAAGUAAAAGAGUAUUAUGGGGAAUCAUACGUGGAGCAAGCAUUUGAAAAGGCUCAGAAAUUCCUCAAACUCGUCACGAACGAUAACCCUGGGCUAGUGGUUGAUGCCUACCUGAAUGCAGUGUGUUCGAGGUACCCCGCCCACCGAUACGUGGUGGGGUUUAGCGCCCAAGUCGUCUUCAGAAUCCUGUGGACAUUACCAGAAAGUAUUUCAGAUUUCAUUUUGUGUUCAGGGCGACCAGUUCCCAUGAAAAUGGGAAAGCUGUAAUUUAUGUAACGUUGUUAUUUUUCGGGUAUGCAGCUGAAAUGUUAACUGUGAUAUAUAUUUAAAAGAAAUUUUAUUUUUAAUUAAUUUAUCUAUGUAUGGUAGUAUAAAAGUGUUUGAAAAGG
Saccostrea cuccullata (small rock oyster) is the source of this 1334-nucleotide messenger RNA. Its product is annotated as dehydrogenase/reductase SDR family member 9-like. The record is from RefSeq and is a predicted model, not a curated record. Bases 238 to 1212 code for a protein of 324 amino acids. Lineage: Eukaryota; Metazoa; Mollusca; Bivalvia; Ostreida; Ostreidae. Gene Ontology annotation, biological process: steroid metabolic process. The transcript has 5 exons. Gene Ontology annotation, molecular function: oxidoreductase activity. Gene Ontology annotation, cellular component: intracellular membrane-bounded organelle.